AUGAUGGAGGCCUUUCUUGGACGCGAGACAUUCAGGCGGGGAUUAAAGGUAAGAAAUUUCUUCCUGUGAAUUUUAGUAAAAGGGAUUUGCAGCAAAGGUCACGCUCUUUUAUUAAACCCAAUUGUAUUUUGACUUCCGUCUAAGUCCUCUUCUAUGACUGUCCACUGUAGGAUUAAUCCGUUAAUUCUUAAGCUUCUGUCCUAAAGCUCAACACCGAACUGUGCGCAUAGAUAUUUUUCCUAUGUUGAAUUUCACCUCACUAAAACGACUGAAAUUCUCUAGAUCUAUCUCGCGAGGCACAAGUUCAAAAACACCGAGUCCAUCCAUCUGUGGGACGCCCUUACCGAGGUAAUUGCUUUUUAUUAACAAACAAAUGUUCCUCCACUUUGCAUGGACAUUCACUGUUAAAUUCCGUCAGUAAUGAACUCAUCCCUUAAGUGCUGCUACGCAUACGUAGCUACUUCCCUCAAGAAUAUGUCACAUGAUAAAACGAAAAUAGACUAGCUUGCAACACUGGGGAAGAGAAAUGCCUUUAACAGAUAAUCCAAUUGGAUUAUAUGAAGGAAAUCUUAUACCUACUGAAUCUAUAUGCUAUUCCUACUGCAUGCGGUCAGCUUGGCAAAUAUGCGAGACGUCAUUUUGCGUCUUUUAUACCGAAAGGGACAGUGAGGUAAAAGAGCUAAGUUAUUGUUUUAUAAUCGAACCAGACGGAAAAGUGUUACAAUUUAAACUAUUCUCUAGAGGCACGUCUCCGUCCUCAAGCAGUCUAGUAGGCGGCAGACGAUUCGAUUUGAGUCGUCAAACUGUCGUUACGCAAAACAGGACUGACUGAAGGUCGAGCCAUGUGAAAUUCCCCGGGGCGUUACCGAAGACAUUUAAGAGUGUUUCUUGGUCCUAAAGUUAGUGGUAAACGGAGAAGGUGGCAGAAAAAAACCACUGAGUGGAAUUUCCAAAAAACCAAUGCAGGCCGGAAGGCGGACAGGUUUUGCGUAACCUGCCUGUAGCAGGUCGAGACAGGCGGCCCUCCUCGAGCUGGCCCCGUAUGAGUGUGGUUUAGUUGACAAUCAAAAGAAGAGUGGGCGUUCACCGGGAGGGGUUUAUUUGAGAUCCGACGGUGACAUGCGGGUUGGAUGCAGCCACACAGGCGGCAUUGGCGGAUCACGCAUUGGACAAAGGGCGCCAUAAUAAGGACUGCUGUGC
Molecule: messenger RNA, 1200 nt
Organism: Spirometra erinaceieuropaei
Lineage: Eukaryota; Metazoa; Platyhelminthes; Cestoda; Diphyllobothriidea; Diphyllobothriidae
Source: the annotation of a GenBank genome assembly